Stegodyphus dumicola is the source of this 2832-nucleotide messenger RNA. RefSeq lists its product as uncharacterized. Gene Ontology annotation, cellular component: nucleus. The record is from RefSeq and is a predicted model, not a curated record. Gene Ontology annotation, molecular function: DNA-binding transcription factor activity, RNA polymerase II-specific. Lineage: Eukaryota; Metazoa; Arthropoda; Arachnida; Araneae; Eresidae. Gene Ontology annotation, biological process: regulation of transcription by RNA polymerase II.
GAAUACGUGGUCGGAUUGUAGUGGCAGAAAUUGAUUUUUCGCCUCGCAAGUACAAAGACUUAGCAGAUGCAAUACGAAACAAUUAUCGCGUUUGUUGCAAAGAUUCACAGCCUUGGCAAGGAACGUACAUAUAUAUUCUUUAGCAAUACAUAUUCUUCGGCUUUGUUUUGGUCUACCCAUUGGUUCUACCAAAGUUCGUCUUGGUUGUGUAUAACUUCGCCUUGGUUGUACAAAAAAUUUUUGUCUGUAGUUCUCUGAAAUUCCGGAUAGACUUUCAUGUUUGAUUUACAUCUUGAGCAAAUGAAUGAAUCGAUUUUGUUAAGACUUGAACAUCGCUUUUUGUUACUUUACAGCAAAAUGCUUCGCAAAUUGUUUAUUCUAAAAUGUGGAAAAUGUUUAGCGUUUUAAAGUAAGUGACUUCUUUAAACUCUGAAGCAGUAGUUAACUAACGUCUCUAGAAAAAUCAAAGUUUCAUGUAAUAAUUACCGUCAUAACUUUGAUAAUGUACAUAUAAUCGAACAUUAGCAACGUCAUAACUUUAAUAAUGUACAUAUAAUUGCCCAUUAUCAACGUCAUAAAUUUAAAAGUGUACAUAUAAACAUAUUUCUGUGAUAUAUGUUAUUAAUUGUUCUUAGGAAUCAAGGUUUGCAUAUAUAGCGUACCAGAUAAGUCUGACGCAUGAUAUGUUUUGAUAAUUUUAUAAAGAUAACCAGUCACAUGUAUUUUCGCAAGACACGAAACGGUAGAGUAAAGCAUCUGAGAAAUGCUUUGAAUAAAAUUUCAGUCAAGGAACCCAUUUAACAUCCAUGAACAUCAUCCUGAGGAUGUGAACCAAGUUAUGUGAUAUGAAAAUUCAUAUUUAGGGGCUAUGAAACAAAAUUAUUUUAAAAGAUCAUACUCAUAGCCCUACAGGAGAAAACCUCGUGCAUUAGGUAUUGAAUUAAUUACUCAAUCGAGACAGCAUUUGAAAUAAUCAUAUGAUUUUUUAUACAAAAGACUAACCUUAUACAUGUCAAUUAUGUACGAAGAUAUUUACUCAAAAGUGUAGUUUAAACACGUGCCAUUAUUCAUACAGGAGUGGAACCUUAUGUGAGUGAAAAUAUGUAUAAAGUUAUUUAGUCAGAAAUUUAAGUUAAAUAAGCUUAUGCUUAUUCAAAAAUGAGAUAAAGCUUAUAAAUGUGAAAUAUGUAAAAUGAGAUUUGUUCAAAUAAUAAAUUGGACAUGCAUAAGCUUAUUCACACAGGAGAGAAACUUCAUAUAUGUAAAGUAUGUAAAAGUCAUUUCGUUAUAACUGGACUUUAAAGCAGCAUAUGCAUUAUCAUACAAGAGAGAAACCUUAUAGGUGUGAAAUAUGUAGCACAUCAUUUAGUCUUAAGAGUAGUUUAAAGAAGCAUAUGCGUAUUCACACAGGAGAGAAACCUAAUGUGUGUGAAAUAUGUAUGAAGUCAUUUAUUCGAAGCAAUGAUUUAAAAAGGCAUAUGGUUGUUCACACAAGAGAGAAACCCUAUGUGUGUGCAGUGUGUAACAAGUCAUUUAGCAUCAAGAACAGUUUAAACAGACAUGUGCUUAUUCACACAGGAGAGAAACCUUACGCGUGUAAGAUAUGCGAGAAGUUAUUUAGGUGUAACUCUGCUGUAAAAGACCAUAUGCGUAUUCACACAAGAGAGAAACCUUAUGUUUGUGAACUAUGUAACAAGUCAUUUAGACUUAAGGGUACUUUAGACAAGCAUGUGCGUAUUCACACAGGAGAGAAAUCUUGUGUGUGUGAAAUAUGUAAGAAGUCUUUUAUUCAAAAAGAUAAUUUAAAUCAGCAUAUGCUUAUUCAUACAAAAGAGAAACCUUACAUGUGUGAAGUAUGUAACAAGUUAUUUAAUCAUAAGAGUAGUUUAUACAGGCAUGUGCAUAUUCACACAGGAGAAAAACCUUAUGUGUGUGAAAUAUGCAAGAAAUUAUUUAGGUGUAACUCUGCUUUAAAGGUGCAUAUGUGUUUUCACACAAGGGAGAAGCCUUAUGCGUGUGAAGUAUGUAAGGAGUCAUUUGGUCAUAAAUCCACUUUAAAGUUGCAUAUGUGUGUUCACACAAGAGAGAAACCUUAUGUGUGUGAACUAUGUAAAAAGUCAUUUAGUUAUAAGAGUAAUUUAAAUCUCCAUAUGCUUAUUCACGCGGGAGAGAAAUCUUUCGUGUGUGAAAUAUGUAAGAAGUCAUUUAUUAAAAAGUGUAAUUUAAAUCAGCAUAUGCGUAUUCACACGGGAGAGAAACCAUAUGUAUGUAAAGUAUGUAAGAAGUCAUUUAAUCAGAAGAGUAAUUUAAAUACGCAUACGCUUGUUCACUCAGGAAAGAAACCAUAUGGAUGUGAAGUGUGUAAGAAGUCAUAUAGUCAAAAGAGUUAUUUAAAUUUCCAUAUGUGUGUGAAGAAUACAAGACGUCAUGUAUUCACAAGGGUAGUUUAAUGAGCAUUUGAUUGUACAUUUAAACCUCUGAUUGUUCUAUUGUUUUUAACAAAAUCACUUCAAAAAUGCCAUGUUGUUUAUUUCAUACUUAAGAUCUACAUACCGGUUUGCGACGAAAAAUGCAAGCCCACCUGUAUUACAGGCUAAGCAAAUUUUGCUAUAUUAAUUUUGCCCAUAGAAAUCACGGUAUAAGCCAUCACAGAGUUAAGAUAACCUUCAUAUGUGUAAAGUAUGUGAGAAGUUAUUUAGUCACAUGGUUUAUUUAUACAGUCAAAAGUCUUUAAUCUGGACUAGUCGGGACUUCAGCGAUUCCGGAUUAACGGUUUUUCCGGAUUAUAGAUCAUCAGUUUAAAUCUGGUAAGAUGGCAUGCAGAAAUUAUAA